Dentiscutata erythropus is the source of this 1218-nucleotide messenger RNA. The record is from the annotation of a GenBank genome assembly. Lineage: Eukaryota; Fungi; Glomeromycota; Glomeromycetes; Diversisporales; Gigasporaceae.
GGGUAUAUGGAAUUUGAUGAGUGGGCAAUUAAAUUUAUUGACACACCGCAGUUUCAAAGGUUGAAAGAAAUAAAGCAAUUAGGUUCUGCCUAUUUUGUUUAUCCUGGUGCAAGUCAUAAUCGUUUCGAACAUAGUUUAGGAACUGCACACCUUGCUCAGACAUUUACAAAAAUACUAAAGCAACAAGACACUGAAAUAAAGGAUAAUGAUAUCAAAUGUGUGACUUUGGCAGCUUUAUGUCACGAUCUGGGUCCCGACAAAUGGAAACAUGAACACGGGUCCGCAAUGAUGCUAAAAGAUCUUAUUGAAGAAUUGAGACAAUCGGAAUCGGAUCCUUUCGAACUAGAAACAGAGGAUGAAGACUUCAUAGCAGCGCUCAUUAUGGGAAAAAAAAAGCCUCAAUGCCUAUUCGAUAUAGUCAGCAAUGAAGAUAAUUCUGUGGAUGUUGAUAAAUUUGAUUAUCUUAACCGAGAUUGUUAUAAUUUGGGCAUGAAAUCUUUGUUUGACUCUUCACGAUUGAUGAAGUUCUCUUGCGUCAUAGAUGGAAAGAUCGCUUAUAACCACAAGGAAUGUUUUAACAUUUAUGAAAUGUUUCAUACGCGUUAUUCAUUGCACAAGAAAGUGUAUAACCAUCGCGUUAGCAGAGCAAUUGAUUAUAUGAUAGCAGAUGCGCUGGUAGAAGCUGAUCCAUACUUUAACUUCAAAGGUGCAAUUGAAGACGCCAAAGAAUAUAUCAAACUGGAUGAUUCUAUUUUGAGUAGGAUCGAAUUUACAGAUUGCAAGGAAUUAGAAACUUCAAGAAAAAUUAUCAAGCGAAUUAGACGGAGAGAUUUAUACAAAUUAGUGGCUGAGUGUUCAGUCGCAAAACAGCUUAAAACAAUGGUUACGAAGUUAGAAAGCUAUUUUGCUGAAGAUACUUCCGUAACAAAUGAGGCAAUUGAAGACUUAAUUAUCGAACAACUAGGAUUGAAUUAUGGAAAAAAAGACCAAAAUCCUGUAGAAAAAGUCACGUUCUAUGACAAGAGGAAAGACAACGAUAAGCCAUUCAAAAUUACACGUGAUGAAUUGAGUUAUCUUGUUCCAGAAACUUUUGAAGAAGUAGUACUGCGUGUCUUUGUACGCACAUAUAAUGAGACAAACACAAAAGAAUUACACUCUUCAUCCAAAACUGAUUUUAAUGAUAUAUGGGCUAUGAUUUUUCGAAUUUAUAUACAAUGA